UGCGCGGAAGCCCCGACUGACCUACGUAUUCGUGACAUCCCGUACGUGGUCAAUUUUUUUUUUUUUAUCGUUCUCUAAUAUCCACACACACCUCAACCCCUCACCCCGCCUCUAUCCCACACCCAAACAAAAAUCAUUCAUCAUCACCUGAUCCGGGCGACGUCGCAAGCAAUUGCAUCGCAACCCAGAUAGCCUUCCUCGCCUUUGCUCUUGCGAUUAGUGUGUGCGCAAGCCACUCUCUAGAUUUAAUUCUUUUCUACCCGGUCGACGAGGACGUUAUUGCAAUCGUCUCCCACGACAAAGGUUUCCAGACCUGAACUGACAGUUAUCUGAUCCGCUGUUCAGAAUCUACCUUUGCUCGACGUCGACUUUUAUUUAUCCGUCGAGAAACACAAGAAGUCAAAUCGCAUCUGCUGUCAAACACCGGCGCAGUUGUCGACUACGAAUAGAAGAACAUUUUCCUUUCGCUGCCAAGUUGUGAACCCAAGACCUCGCCACAAAGAUUUUUACUCGAGUGCCUUUUGCGUGUAUCGCCGCCGGCACCGAGAUCCCGUCGACCGAGACAUUCACUUGACCUCGGUCUGUCUGUUCGCCUGAAUCGCGACGAAGAGGACGUCGAUUGAGACACAUCAUCGCCUCUGACGCAUCUCUGGGCAGACAACUGUUGGGGAGACAUUAGCUUGUUCAUCUCCGACGUCUGGAUCUACUCAAACGGCCGAUUGCUUCCAUCGCCAACAUGGAAGGUAUUCAAACGCACCCAUCGAAUGCGGCACAAGCCAAGGCCUUCACCGCGCCUGGAUCUCUUUCCUUCCCCGGAGGUCACGGAGAACUUGCUCCUCCGAAUGAUGCCAACGGUCAGCGACCAGCUGCCAAUGGCGCUCCGCUGGGGUCUCAAGCCGCACAUGGCACUGGGGUGACUCCCGCGACUCCAGCAGCAACGCCUGCCGCAACCCAGACCGGAAGUGGAUUGACCCCGACGUUACAAAACAUUGUGGCCACCGUGAAUUUGGACUGCCGGCUGGACUUGAAGACCAUUGCUCUUCACGCCCGGAACGCGGAGUACAACCCUAAGCGUUUCGCUGCUGUUAUCAUGCGUAUCCGUGAGCCGAAGACCACGGCUUUGAUCUUUGCCUCCGGCAAGAUGGUCGUCACCGGUGCCAAGUCUGAAGACGAUUCGAAGCUUGCGUCUCGCAAGUACGCCCGUAUCAUCCAAAAGCUUGGGUUCAACGCCAAGUUCACCGACUUCAAGAUUCAGAACAUUGUGGGCUCUUGCGACAUCAAAUUUCCCAUUCGGUUGGAGGGUCUUGCCUCACGCCAUCACAACUUCAGUUCUUACGAGCCCGAGUUGUUCCCUGGUCUUAUUUACCGCAUGAUCAAGCCCAAGAUCGUACUCCUUAUCUUCGUCAGCGGCAAGAUUGUCCUCACUGGCGCCAAGGUGCGCGAGGAGAUUUACCAGGCCUUCGAGAUGAUCUACCCCGUGCUGCAAGACUUCCGCAAAGUCUGAACAGCUUACUUCUACUUUGAUGAAUUCACGAUAUCACAAUACCCCGUACUCGCAACUACCACAAAAAUAUCUGCAGGGCUGGGUGGUCGACUGGUACAACUAGUCACUACCCCCAGUGUCCUGCCUGUACCACCUUGUCGACAUUCUUCGCGUUUUGAUUUUCCUUUUUUUUUCAUGAGCAUUGCAUUGGCGUUCAGAGGGGAUGGCCUACAAGGAUGGCAUCACAUAUUUUAUUUCGGCGGACAAAAAAAAAUGAUUCUCACGGAUGGUUUUUCGCGACAACUCACCUUUUUUUAGAGUUUUGCUCCCCUCAAAGGGAGUUUGGCGGCAAGAUUGCGCAGGUUGUGAGAAUUGUCGUCUUUUAAUUUGCAGGCGACUGAUGACUAGGGGCCUGGGGGGAUCAACAAAGAUUGGAUGGAUGGAAGGCGUCGAUGGCGCUUGCUCUGGCUUGAGCAUUCUCUGACUUAGUGUCCUAAGCGCUUACUGUGCGCAACUCCUGGUUAACACUUGAGCUGCCUGGACACGGCGUAAUGGUGAUGGUACUACUUCACAAACGCUAAUGCCUUUUCGGUUGCGUGCGGUGAUGGUUAUUAUUACCAUUAAUUAGUCAGGUACCGGUGUCAACCACCCAGGUGGUUGAUUGCCAUGAAAAGUCGAAACACAUUUCGUCAGAAUAUGUUCCCGUCGCGUAGCGAUUAUAACUUUGACGUUUUUGUCGUCUUUGCCAUCUCCUUUUGGAAGUAGCGCCCAGCUUGACCAGCACGGCUGCCGUCCUCUGUGCAAACCUGUUCCCAACGAACGUUCUCAGGGAGAGCCUUAAAUGACCAUUUGUCCGCAAACUCGCUUGGGCGAUCAUAUGCGAUACAAUCGGCAAUACGUUCUCCCAGAACCGGUAGGAACUUGAAUCCAUGACCACUGCCACCAGUGGCGAGGAAAAGACCUUCCCACUCAGGAUGAUAGUCGAUGAUAAAAUCGCCCGACUUUGUGUCGGUGUACCAGCAUACGCGGGUCGAAGUAAAGGGCCGGUCGUGAAUCGCAGGGAUCGGGACCAUGUCUCUCAAGGCAGAACGCAAGGCUUCCUUGCUUUGUUGAGGAAUAUCUUGGAAAGCCUCCGUCACAUCACCUGGGGGCAAAGAGACAGUGUAAGGUGCAUCCAACGGCGUCCCGGAGCGCAAGGGUGUUGCGGUCGUGGUAGGGUUGAGAUAGCCGUAUUCGUGUCGUGCAACUUUGAGGACAUUGUUUGCUGGCGGGAUGAUGAAGAGCCCGGAAGCAAAGUUCAGGUAGACGGGCAUUUUAGCCAACGCGGCUUGCUCCUCGUCCGUGAUGUCCAAGUACGCGAGCACCUGGGCUGUCGCGGCUGCGCGGCCUGCAAGAUCUAUGAGACCACCAGUCCAAGCCCCUGUUGCAAGAACAACCAGAUCAGCCGAGAGCUGCCUACCAUCGGAGAGCUUGACUCCUGUAAUCUUUUUGCCGUCCCGGCUCAGACUGGCUGCAGUGCCUGACACGAACUUGACUCGCCCAGUCUCUUUAACUUUGCGCAAAAGCCACUGCAUCGAACGGUCUGCAUCAGCCCACCCAGAGUUGAGGUUUUGGUAACCCCAAACACCUGAGUUGACGUGACCAGUGCCAACUGCAUCCCGGAUAGCCUCGAUGUUGGGCAGGAGUUUGAGCUUUCCCUGAAGCGAUGGGUCCUUCUCUGCCAUAGCAUUGACGUUCUCCCAACUCUGCUUACAAUAAUAAGCGCCGUCCUUCUUGGCUGCAGUGCCGGAAGGAACAUUGUCAACGACCAAGACCAGGCCACUUUCGCUGUAUCUCCCUUGGCCGCCCAGAUCGUCAUCUCCUUGCUUUCGCCACUCAUGCUGAGCUUCCGCAGCUAGAGCAGCAUAGGCAGGAUCAGCAUAAUCAGCGCGGAUUAUGCGAGAAGUGUCAACGCUUGAGGCAUCUCGCGAUGGGAACAAAGCCUCAUCCACCGAGCGGUCCAGAACGGUUAUGGUAGUGUUGGAAAAAUCAUCGCGGCGGGCAAGAGCAUAUGCCGUCCCCAAGCCAAACACUCCCGAGCCAACAAUCAGGAUGGAUGAAGGGGGUUUAAAUUGGUGAUGAGAGGAAGAGGAUUUGCUUGACAUAGUGAAGAAAGGACGGAGGAUGCAAGGUCAAGCUUGGGGUUUCAAGGGCUUAAAAAGGAUAACUUUCUUAUUCAUGUGUGUGUGUGUGUGUGUGUGUGUCCCUUUGUGAUGGCCAGUUGGCUUAGCUCAGCGCAAUGAAAUCGCCCUUGAACGAGGC
Molecule: messenger RNA, 3784 nt
Organism: Pyricularia grisea
Lineage: Eukaryota; Fungi; Ascomycota; Sordariomycetes; Magnaporthales; Pyriculariaceae
Exons: 5
Coding region: 737-1504 (255 amino acids)
Biological process (GO): DNA-templated transcription initiation
Molecular function (GO): RNA polymerase II general transcription initiation factor activity; DNA binding
Source: RefSeq, a predicted model, not a curated record